Perca flavescens (yellow perch) is the source of this 2710-nucleotide messenger RNA. It is a transcript of the gene spock1, whose product is annotated as SPARC (osteonectin), cwcv and kazal like domains proteoglycan 1. NCBI's taxonomy places the organism in Eukaryota, Metazoa, Chordata, Actinopteri, Perciformes, Percidae. Bases 95 to 1471 code for a protein of 458 amino acids. The record is from RefSeq and is a predicted model, not a curated record. Gene Ontology annotation, molecular function: calcium ion binding; extracellular matrix binding; collagen binding. The transcript has 13 exons. Gene Ontology annotation, biological process: anatomical structure development.
AGCAGUCAGGUGCCACCGGAGUGCCCGGGUCCGUGGACUUUAUUUUUCCCUUGGAAUCAGAUACAUUGGAAACAAGCGAACUCUAUCCCAGAAGAUGUUCUUCUUUCUGCUACCUGUCGUGGCUCUCUUGCUGAGCAGAGAAACAGCGGUCUCCGGUAUCAAUAACGACAAAUGGCUGAGCACCGUGGCUCAGUUUAAGGACAGAUCCUGGAACAGAUUCAGAGAUGAAGCGGAGGAUGACUACUUCAAAAGCUGGGCUCCUGCCAAGUCUCUGGACCAAGAACGAGAGGCCGAACCUAGCAGCUAUGGAGACCCAGGAACUAAAGCUCACCCUAGCUCAGCCAAGAAGACAGUACAGGAUGGUCCAGACGCUACAAAGGACCCUUGUCUGAAUGUGCGCUGCCCUCCUCACAAGGUGUGCGUCAGCCAUGACUACCAAACAGCCAUCUGCACCAAUCACAAGCAGCCAACUCACAGUGUGAAAUCCAGGAAAGGCAGCGCAGGUCACAAGCACAGGCUUGAAACUGGUGCUCAUGGGAAAUGUAGGCUCUGCUUGGGGCUCCAGUCAAGUCCUGUGUGUGGAUCUGAUGGACACACCUACUCCUCCAGGUGUAAGUUGGAGUUCCAGAGCUGCCUGUCUGGAAAGACGAUCUCAGUAAAAUGUGACGGCCUGUGUCCCUGCUUGCCUGGUCAUGAGCUCAGCAAACCACCACAUAAGACUGAAAAGGCUGCCUGCACCGACACAGAGCUCCACAGUCUGGCUGCAAGACUAAAGGAAUGGUUCGGAGUUCUCCACCUCGACGCCAACAGAGACCUCAAAUCCUCUGACAGCUUAGACUCCACCACUGGACACUUUGACACCAGCAUCUUGCCCAUCUGUAAGGACUCACUGGGCUGGAUGUUCAACAAGCUUGACAUGAACUUCGACCUCCUGCUGGACCAAUCAGAGCUGAGUGCCAUCUACCUGGACAAGUAUGAGCUGUGCAUGAAGCCCCUCUUCAACUCCUGUGACUCCUUCAAGGACGGAAAGCUGUCUAACAACGAGUGGUGCUACUGCUUUCAGAAACCUGAGGGACUGCCCUGCCAAGCUGAGAAGAGCAGGAUCCAGAACCAGAGUCGAAGGAAGAGCCUCAUAGGCUUUUAUAUUCCCCGUUGUACCGAGGAGGGCUACUUCAAACCAACCCAGUGUCACAGCAGCACCGGCCAGUGUUGGUGUGUGGACAAAUAUGGUAACGAGAUCGCUGGCUCCAGAAAACAAGGCAACCCUAACUGCGAUGAGGACCAGGAGACAUCAGGGGACUUCGGCAGUGGCGGCGCCGUCAUUCUCCUUGACGACCAGGAGGAGGAGCCCUCACAGAACGGGCGGAGCCGGCAGAAGAAGAGACGGGGCCGAAUUCACCCCCGAGGAGCCAUCGAGGACGAUGAGGACGAGGAAGACGAUAAGGAUGACGAGACUGGCUACGUGUGGUAGCUCCACUCCAUUUAAUUCUGCCAUCAGCCGACCAGGAAACUCCGUUAACUCAGCACAGAUCUGAAGCCAUUCCAAUGUCUCCUCCUCCACUUACUUUGGCAGCAGUCCAUCUUUUGGCUCCUGAACUUGCUCUUGUUUUCCCUGUCCCUUAUCCAUAUCUCUCUCUUCAGCGAACCUCAUCCUCUUCAUGUGUUUCACUUUUUCCUCAGAUGGAAAACACAGAACCUAUUAGAUUUCAACAACUGUCAAGAUCCUGAAUUCUGCUCAAGCUGUCCACUUUCUGCCUCUACCAUCCCCCAAACCUGCGAUCUUUACCCUCUUCUAACAUGGAAUUGCUUCUCUAUUUUCUCUAUUACUCCUCUAUCUCCCCCUUUCUCUUAUAUCCUGUCCCUCUCUCUGCUAUCUCAGUAUGUCCAUGUCAGAGCUUCUGGUUAGUCUGUGAGCCCAGAUACAUUAGCUGAUGUAUUGGAUGUAAAUAUGUUUCCUUCAGGAAGGCCAGAUUGUGGAUUAAACCCUCCCUGUAUUUCCAUCAGCAGUUGCAAUCUCAUGUUCUGUGUUCCACCGUCAGGCUCCUUCCAGUGUUCAAAGGUGUUUCCACAACACACUCUCUCUCUCUCUCUCUCUCUCUCUCUCUCUCUCUCUGUUAUUUCAUGGAGGAUUGUAAAUUAUUUAACCGUUGAUCUUGAAUGUCCCAGAAAGCCCAGGAAGCAAUGAGAUUAAUGAUGUAUUGUCGUCGUUGUUGCAUGUUUCUCAUCGUGUUUCUGUAAAAGAGAGAUUUACCUGGCCAGGUCUAGCUCUAUGCAUCUCAAACAGAAAGUGAUGCCUAUUUGGCUGCUACAAUACUUUGUUGCUAUGUCGAUGCUGUCUAGUGUCUUUUUGGUUCUUCUCCCAAUCUCAGGAGGUAGGAAGUUGCAUUGCAGAGUGAUAGCAGUGUAGAAAAGUGAACUGCAAGGCCUACAGUCCAAAUCUGUGGCGUUUCAGCCAGCUAUUGUUGUACUAGUUGAUCAGUAGGGCUUCUGAGGCUGUUUGACUGUGCAUAGACACUAGAGGAAGAAGCUGCUCCUGAGCUGGGAGGACACAUGAAGUCGGGCAAGCAGAGAAGAGGCUCUGUUCUGCCUCCCAACACUGGAUAUGUUCGUGAUUUAAAAUUGAAAUCCUCACCAUGUCAACUAAGUGAAUUUUUAUUUGUAACUUUGAAAAUUUAAGUAAAGUGGCACUUUGGGUGUCUUUUGAACCUUA